AUGAACACAUUAAGCUCUAAUCCUAAAAAAACAAUGUUUUACGCUGCUGCAUAAAAUAUGUUAAAUUCGAACCAAUCCUCAAUGCAAAACCUUAAACGCAGCUUGUUUUAAUUAGCCUUGUUUCCAUCAAGCCAUCAAAAGGAUCAAUUAAAUUUGUCUCUAAACAAUAACUCUGAUCGAGCAUAAGCAAACUAUUCUCUCCCAAGAAAAAGCAAUAUAUUCUAAAAUGAUAGGGAUCGAUCGUUAUCUUAUAAAUAAAAUAUUUCAAUGGAAUAAAAUGGAUCAGUAGAGAGAUUAUAAAAUGCCUAUAAUAUUAAGGGACAUUUUUAAUUGAUGAAUGAAGAUCCAAAUUAAAUAGUAGAGAAAGAAUAAAAAAAAUUAGAGUUGAAGGAAUAUUUAUUAAAACAAAUUGAAGAAAAAAAGAACCAACAGAAAUAUGAAUAAGAAAGGAAAAGAAUCGAAGAUGCUAAGGCCGAGUAACUUGUAAAGAAACAAUUAGAAGAGAUGAGAGCCAGAUAGCAUUCUAAAUUUGAAAAUUCAAAUAUAUAGUAAUCUUAAGGUAGUAUUUGGUUGAUAUAUUAUUAUAUAAGAAAAACCCAGCAUAAUCAAUAUAAACAAAGGCAAUAUAAUAAUAAUCUAUGUCACCUUAGAAAGAAGGCAUAUUCAUUCUCAUAGCAGACUGACAUCCUUUAAAAAAUUAAUCAUCUCCAAAAUGAUAUCAAAUCUCUAUAAAUUACUUAAUAAUAAUAAAAUGAUGUAAACUCAGUGAGAAAUAAUAUUAAACUAAUGAUGAAGAAACAAAGCUCUAUGAAUCCUGAACAAAUUAACAAAAUUUAGAAAAAAGAUGUUUAAUAAUUGAAGGACAGAUAAUUGGAUUGUGAGACAAUCUUCAUUCCUGCUAACUUAAAAUUGAACACUGAUGUUGAUAUCUUAUAAUAAAAUGAAAAUACUGUUUAAGAUGUAAAUAAAUCAACUAACAGUUUGAAUUUUACAAAAAGCUCGUAAAAUUAAUUAAUUUUAAAUAACACAUCUGUAAUUAGCAAUUAACUCAAUAACAUUUCUUUAUAAUAAGUCAAUAAUUAAAUAGUAAACCACUCAAGACUCACUAUCAGUUAGAUAUCUUCUAGAAAUAGGUCGUUAUCAUAUGAGAAAUAAGUUUUACCUGAAGCCAUAUAAAUAGACAACACCCAAGAAGAAACUAAAUUAGUUUAAAAACAAAAAAAGCCUAAAUAAAAUAAUUUGUAAUUAAAACUUCCACAUAGAACAACGAUGUUGAUGUAGAUUCCUUCAAAAAACUAAAUUUAAACUUAAAAAUCAGAAGAACCAAAAUCAUCCUAAAGAAAUUGA
This is a messenger RNA of Paramecium tetraurelia, 1347 nucleotides long. RefSeq lists its product as uncharacterized. The transcript has 7 exons. The record is from RefSeq and is a predicted model, not a curated record. NCBI's taxonomy places the organism in Eukaryota, Ciliophora, Oligohymenophorea, Peniculida, Parameciidae.